UUUUAAAGUUUUACUCUGCCAGCUUUCUGCUUCAAUAAGCUAGGUUAUUUCUCGCCAAAUUGAGGAAUUUUGAGAAUUUGACGCGUCAGUGACAAAUUCCAGAUUUCAAUUCCAGAUUUGUAUAAAUUGGUGACUCGUGUGAUGAUUCUGUCUUUUCCUUCGAGCCGCUUUAUUGUAAGGAGUACUUGACCGCGUGAGUUCAUCACUAAUAUACACUGCCCGAUCGAUAUGGAACUCAGUGAAAAGAUCACAGAUCUAACAGUGAGUGAGUUGGGAGAGUUGUUGGAGUCCCGUGGUUUGGACAAAGAAAUCGUCAAAGCUUUCAAAGGUAAAUCUUAAGCUUACGUUAGCCUAUUGGUAUAUAGAGAAGUUAGAGAUGUGCAUGGCGGUCCAUCUCAAACAACUGCAAACAAAGCUCAUGUGUUUCAGAACUCAUCUUAUCUCCUUCAAAUGCCAACUAAUUUCUUAUGGUUUAUUUUAAGAUGCUGAAAUCGACGGGAAAUUGAGUGGAAAUCGGGGACAUGUUGAAGUCCCUCAAACRGAAGCGCGCCGCCAUUAGCGCGUGGGUAGAAAUAACUGGCAAGACUUUUGACGAUGAAGGACAGCCAGCAGCAAGAAGCCUGCCUAGGAAAAGGCCUGUUCCAGCUAUCUUGGAAUCUGAUGACGAAGAUGGUGAAAAUGAUACGACUUCGAAUAUGACAAACAGCUCCUCCGGCUCGUCCAACUCGUCUGCUGCCGUUUUUGAUGUAGACAGCUCUAAAACGUCUACGCCCAAGGCCAAGCGUCCAAGGAACACUCCGAUGCCUUCUAAUUCGAGUUAUCAGGAUCAAGAUCACAAAAUCUCAAUUAAUAAAGAA
This is a messenger RNA of Actinia tenebrosa (Australian red waratah sea anemone), 857 nucleotides long. RefSeq lists its product as uncharacterized. The record is from RefSeq and is a predicted model, not a curated record. NCBI's taxonomy places the organism in Eukaryota, Metazoa, Cnidaria, Anthozoa, Actiniaria, Actiniidae.